CUCGAUUCUUCUCAACAACACCUUCACCUCCCUCAGCCUCCCUCCUCCCCCACUCCCCCCCUUUACAACACCCUACACACCGCCGAGCUCAAGCUGGUGGUCAUUACAACACAAACACACACACAAGAUACACACAUACCAACACUGAAAAAAAAUAAAAAAAAUAAAAUAAAAAAAAUACAAAUUACCGAAACCACUCUCAAGAAUGACUGACACCAUCUCACAUCCAACCAGAAUCAGAAUCAUCUCAUCAGCAAACAACAACAACAACAACAACAGCAGCAUCAACAGCAACAACAACAGCAACUCACUCAAACGCAAACAACCAACCUACCAACAACAACAACAACAGGCAAACGAGGCUGCUAAUCAAACACUGCCUGGCACUUCAAAGAAGCUCACACUUCGACUCAGACCACCACCACCACCACCACCCCCACAGCAGCCAUCAUCCUCAUCCUCUUCCUCCCCGCUCCCUCCUAAUGCGAUCCCACCCACCGGACCAACUCUCGAUCAGAUUAACCAGAUCAGAUCACUUGGACUACAGCUAUGGCAUCGAAUCGUCAACUCAACCGAUGCUGAUGGUCGGUUACGUUCGAUCGAUUUCAUGGACCUGCCCUCCGCCGUCGAUUAUCCGGACUACUAUCAGUUCAUCAAACAUCCAAUCGCCCUCAACCUGAUCAAAUCUAAACUUGACUCCGAACACGACCCCUACCUCUCCUUGGACACAUUACUCUCCGAUCUCAAGCUAGUCUUCUCAAAUGCAAAAAAAUAUAACGUCGAGUAUAGCGGGAUCUAUAAGGAUGCUCAGGCUCUUCUGAAAAUCGUCCGCAAGGAUCCCUUCACGACCACCAGGGGUGGCGAUCUCAAAAAUCAGGCCGAGCUACCCGAACCGAAACAAAAAAAGUUGAAGCUCAAGCUUCGGCCAUCCCAACCCACUCAACCAAUCCCCACACCCUCUACCACCCCUGCAAACGGGAUCAAACCAACACCUCCAGCAACUUUCGUCAUACCUCCGACUCCUGUCGACCCGGUAUCACAAAAUGGAACCCUCGCCCAGACACAAUCACAACCCGCCACAGCACCCGCACCAGUUGAAACACGUGCCCAAACAACUGACUCUCAAGCACAGCCGCAGGCCUCCCCUAGCCAGCCCCAAGCUUCAGCCAGUGCUCAGCUUCCAUCAAUGUCUUCACAAGAAAUAGAGCGAAUACAAUCCGAAGUCAGGGCUCAGACGGAGGCUCGUAACAGGGCCCAAGCAGAGGCCCAACUGAGAGAACUGCGAGCUCGGGAGGAAUCUCGAAAACAGGAAGAGGCCCGCCAGCAUCAACUCCGACAACAGGCUCAAACGCGUCAACUUGAGUUACGACAGCAAGCUGAAGCCCAAAAAGCUCAACCACUACGAACUCAGGCCCCACCUCCCACACGCCCCGAAUCACACGCGCCAGCUCCUUCGCAAACCGAAUCACCACUGCUCGCACAAGUCCCCGUCCAAGCUCAUGCAAGAUCACCCGCGCGGGUCCAAGCACAACUACAGCUGCAAAGUCCCUCUCGAGUCGAGACACCAACCAUAAACCAAUCCCGACUCCCAGAAAGAUCCACCCCAACCACCCGUGCUUCUCAUGCCCGAGCAAGUCCACAAGUCGCAAGACCAACAACUCCCACUCCAUCUCAAUCACGGCUCUCUCCAUCUCCCUCCAAGCCUAAGAUCAACUUGAACAAGCUCAAACUCUGGAUCAGAACGGUCAUCGAGAACCUUGAAGGACUUACUGAUCGUGCCGGUAGACAGUUGAUCGAAGAGUUUCAAACUUUGCCCGACAAAGCUAGGUGGAAAAGCUACUACCAAAUCAUCCCUGAUCCUAUCGCAUUUGAAAAUAUCUCGACACGGAACAAUCGAACCGGUUAUAAAGAUUUCGAGUCUUUCAAAGAUGACGUGCUCAGGAUAUUCAAAAAUGCCCAACAUUUCAAUGAAGACGGUUCUAUGGUCUGGAAUGAUUCGAAAGUCUUGGAAGCUAAAUUUAUAGAAUUAAUCCAUCGUCCGCCUUUAGAAUUGGCCGACAUCGUGCUUCCACAUCUGUCUGAACUGAAUGCGAAGAAACUCAACGGUGGCCAAGCAACGACUCCAACCAGCUCCAUCAAUGGCAAGCGGAAAUCGCCAGGAAAGGAGACACCAUUGAAACAGGUGGAGCUUUUGUCGACACUUGCGGCUCCAGCAGUCCCCAAGGAAGGCUUACGUCGCUCGUCGCGCUCGCCCUCGCGUCCGCCCUCUGCACUCGGCUCUCCUCCGGUCACCCGCUCUUCACGUGCGGUCUCUCCCUUGCCCAGAAGGGCCCCCUCGCCCAUGGGCCCUCCCAAGAAACCAACACCCAUUCCCCCACAUUCUAUCGCCAACCCUCCCCCAACUCGUCCGCCCUCUCGCUUGGCUAACGAUAUCUCGCCCGCUCUUAUCUCGAUCGCGAAUUCUCAAAUCGGGAGCCGUAAUGUCGAUCCUUUGGUUAAUCAACUCGGCCCGACUACAAAAGUUAGAUCGAUGAAUGUGAUCCCGAUUAAAUCUGCGGAUGGAUAUCCACCCAUGAUCAAUCGGUUCAGGAUCACCAGUCGACCGAAAACGAUGGAAACAUUAAAGAUCAAGAACAAGCGAGUGUUCCAGCACGGCUUCCGAGUUCCACGGACGACGGAGACGAUUGUGAUAGAGAGUGAGCUGAACCGAGCGUGGCCGAUGACCCGGCAACUACGCUCAUCGAUCGGGCUGAUCAAGGUCAAAGUCGAACAAGUCCGCGUCCGCGGCGUCCCAGAACGUCUUCCGCUCUCUCAUCCUCCUGUUCAUCAUAAUUCGACUCCUGCUCAUCAGCCUGGAGAAGGAUAACGGGGUGCUGGCUACCGAAGUCAAACUGGUCGACGGCCUCAUCUCGUCGAACUCGCCUUAGUCGGCAGACCCGAUGCUCAUAAAAACGACCUCGCUGCCGCGUCCGUUAAUCUUCUUGCUGGUAUCGAUGGGCCUGCAAUCAUUCCUUCUUCUAACUCCUCACUCCCUGGUACUCCGCUUUCUUCUACCUCCUCCUCCUCUUCCGGCGGAUUAGUUAGAGAAUCUUAUCGGUUAUUUAUCUAUAGAUAAUCUUCCUUUUCUUUACUUUCGUCUCUUUUUUUCUUUUUUUCUUUUUGGUCUCUUGUCCGGUCCCAUUUUUUCCUUCUUUCUUCUCUCUUCCCUCUUUAUUUUCACUCUGUUCUUCUUUUUUUUCUUUUUUGCUUUUUUGAAAGUCUAUCUGAACAAGUCAGUAAUAACCCAUUUACACAUAAAACAUUUUAUCUAUAAACAGAGGUAAACAACAACGAAAAUACUUAGAUACAUAUAUGUAUAUAUGGAUCUAUAGGGCUGAUAUCUCUCUUCUCUGUGUCAUUUCUUUUUUGAAUUUUGAUUGGUACUAUUUCCUUUCCUUUUUUUUUUUUGAAGUUGAUUAUAACCACAUAAAUAAAAG
Puccinia graminis f. sp. tritici CRL 75-36-700-3 is the source of this 3476-nucleotide messenger RNA. RefSeq lists its product as uncharacterized. Gene Ontology annotation, cellular component: RSC-type complex. Gene Ontology annotation, molecular function: protein binding. Bases 206 to 2866 code for a protein of 886 amino acids. The transcript has 8 exons. The record is from RefSeq and is a predicted model, not a curated record. NCBI's taxonomy places the organism in Eukaryota, Fungi, Basidiomycota, Pucciniomycetes, Pucciniales, Pucciniaceae. Gene Ontology annotation, biological process: chromatin remodeling.